GAGCAAGCAUUUUUGGUUUUUUGAAGGGCUCAUUGAGCAAUUUUCAAAUGUUUUUUUAAGAAAAAUAAUUGAAGAGGCCCAUUUAAGCCCAAUAAUAAAAAACCGGUACCCGUUUCUAACUAAAUAGGUUUAGCAGCAAACCAGUAGCCAUACACAAACAAACCACUCCUUCUGUUCCAAAAUCGCAGCGUAGUAGUAGUUGCAGCAAAAUGCCUCGCGCAACCACUGUAGAGUGCCCUGGUUGUCCUCCACUUCGAGCUUUAACAUUCGAUACACUUGGUCUUAUCAAAGUUAUCGAAUCCCGUGAAAUACAAGGAGGUCCCAAGGUAGUAGAUAGGUGGGGUCAACCCGAUUCAACUAAGUCUGUUAACGCUGUUUCACUCAUUCAUCGCCAAUCCAACCCAUUAUUAGCUGUGGCAAGAAAAGAUGGACAGAUUGAGGUUUUGAGCCCUGUCACUGGAGUUUCUCUAGCUACAAUAUCAAAUGCCAAUGAUUUAGAUCUUCAGUCUCAAGAGAAUAAUGUUAUUGGUUUGCAUCUAUUUGCAAAACAAAAUCUUGAGUUAGAAUCCAGGGCUUAUAAUUUACUUACAUGUACGGGCAAAGGGAGUGCAAGCAUAAGGUCCAUUGAAGUUCCUGAUUCAGCGACAGGAUCUUCUAGCAUUGAUUCUUCAAAAACCUGGAAUGUAUGUAAUAGUGGUAACGUCUUGUGUUGCAAGGUGGACAAAAAUGAGAAGUUUGCUUUAUUUGGAGGGAAAGGCGUUGAAGUUAAUAUUUGGGAUCUUGAUAACUGCACGAAGAUCUGGAAUGCCAAAUCUCCUCCUAAAAACAGCCUUGAUAUAUUUACACCUACCUGGUUCACAUCUGUUUCAUAUCUAAGUAAAGAUGACCAUCGGAAAUUUGUUGCUGGCACCAAUAACCAUCAGGUUCGCCUUUAUGACAUAUCUGCUCAGAGGAGACCUGUUCUCUCUAUUGAUUUUCGUGAGACACCAAUUAAAGUACUGGCUGAGGAUAUAGAUGGCAAUACAAUCUAUCUAGGGAAUGGGUCUGGUGACAUGGCUUCUGUUGAUAUACGUACAGGUAAAAUGCUAGGAUGUUUUACCGGAAAAUGCUCUGGAAGCAUCAGAUCCAUUGUCAGGCACCCCGAGCUACCUGUGGUAGCUUCAUGUGGACUGGAUGGCUAUUUACGACUUUGGGAUACAAAGACAAGGCAGCUUCUUUCAUCUGUUUUCCUUAAGCAGCAUAUUCUGCAUGUUCUUUUUGAUUCCAAUUUCAUUGUUGAAGAUACUCCCAAAGGAGCGGAUUCGCUACCAAUCAAGGAAGAAACUAUAAAAGAGAUCACAGAUGGGGAAGAAAUUGAAGCUACACCUUUGAAAAGAAAAAAGUCCUCUAGAAAUAAAGAAAAUGUGAUAGAUGGUAGUAAAAAAAAAAGAGCCAAGGAGAGUGAAGAACACAAAAAAUCCAAAGGAAAUGAUGAACAUGAGAAGACGGCGUCAAGAGACAAAGGAAGCAAGUCAACAUCAAAGAAAAAAAACAAGAGCUCAAAAUAUGAAAUUCCAGAUGAAGGGUUGUGAUUUAGCUGGAUUUUGUACUAUAUGAUAUUUACGCCGAGGAAUCCAAACCAAUAUUGGGAUGUAUGUAUGGUGAUUGAUGAUGAUGGUGGUAAAAGUUAAAGCAGGAGUUUGUUUUUGACAGUUGGAUCAGAUUGGAGGUUACUUUAUGGUGAAGUUGCUAGGAUGGUUAGUUUGUGGAAUUCUUAUGCACUUGAUAAGUGUGUUGUAAGUUAUCCAACAAAAUUUAUCCUCAAACAUGGAGGAGGUAGGAUCUGGGCAUCUGUUGGCUUGUGGACAAUCAAUCCUAUUUUCUUAGGCGUGAAAGUGAUUUGAAAAUCAUUUUCUUUAUUCAAUCAAAUUUUGUUGAGUUGAUAUGUUUCUUAUGAUUAGGAGAUUACUUUGAUUUGUAUUUAAACUAAUAGAAUGUUUCAAUUUGAGCCUUAUGAAUGCAAAACAUUGUUGAGAGGGGAGAUCCCACUAAAGGAUCAAUUUUACCUUUUCAACGAGAUCAACCAUA
Medicago truncatula (barrel medic) is the source of this 2067-nucleotide messenger RNA. RefSeq names its product WD repeat-containing protein 74. NCBI's taxonomy places the organism in Eukaryota, Viridiplantae, Streptophyta, Magnoliopsida, Fabales, Fabaceae. The transcript is spliced from 12 exons. The record is from RefSeq and is a predicted model, not a curated record. Gene Ontology annotation, biological process: ribosomal large subunit biogenesis. Bases 210 to 1571 code for a protein of 453 amino acids. Gene Ontology annotation, molecular function: protein binding. Gene Ontology annotation, cellular component: preribosome, large subunit precursor; nucleolus.